GAUAAUUCAUUUGCAAAAUGUCGAAAGCAGUAGCACUAAUUAUUGUAUUAUUUUUGGGACUAUUUUCUGGCCAUUGUUAUGGACAACUUCGAGUUGGAUUUUAUAAAGGAAUAAAAUGUGGGCAAAAAGAUGUUGAAGGUGUUGUACGAGAGGUUGUAAAAUCAUGGCGUUUUACAAAGGAUAAAACUAUUGCAGCUGCUCUUCUUCGUAUGCAGUUCCAUGAUUGCUUUGUUAAUGGUUGUGAUGCAUCAAUUCUAUUGGAUGGAAACAACAGCGAGAAAAAAGCAGGAGCAAAUAAAAGUGUUAGAGGAUAUGAACUCAUUGAUGCUAUAAAACAAGCUUUAGAUACAGAAUGCCAAGGUGCAGAGGUCUCUUGUGCUGACAUUAUUUCUCUGGCAACUAGAGAUGCUGUUCUCUUGAGUGGAGGAAAAUGGUACAAUGCAGAAACUGGACGAAGAGACGGGAGUGUUUCCCUUGCAUCAAAUGUCAAUCUUCCUGGUCCAUCCAUUUCAGUCUCUGAUUCCAUUAAUGUUUUUGCCAGCAAAGGGCUUAAUGCAACAGAUAUGGUCUAUCUUCUAGGUGGCCACACUGUUGGAACUGCUCAUUGCUCAAACUUCCAAGAUAGACUAUACAACUACAAGAAAACAGGUGGACCUGAUCCAACCAUGAACAAAUUGAUGUUAUCCUCAUUAAGAAUGCAGUGUCCUAAAAGUUCAAACUUUGAUAAUUCUGUUCCUCUUGAUAUGGGAACUCCAUCAGUUGUUGAUAACUCAUUUUAUCAACAAAUUAAAUGGGGAAAUGGGGUUCUUGAAAUUGAUCAGCAAAUAGCAUUAGAUCCAUUGACAAAUAAAACUGUGGAUAGUAUAGUCAAAGGGUCUGAUUUUUACACUAAGUUUGGAGAAGCUAUGGUGAAAUUAGGUAAAGUUGAAGUACUCAUUGGAACACAAGGAGAGGUUAGAAAAUCAUGUAGGGUUGUGAACAACAAGAAUCCAUUCAUUUUAUUUUAGGGAUCAAUUAGUAGAAGUAUUUUUUGGAAGGGGAACGAAAAUGAUACGCUACUGAUGGGGUCUGAACUUUCCACCUCAACAUCGAGAGACAUGGGUCUAUUGAUGAUUAAUUGUGUGUUGUUUUGUGUAUUUUGUUUUCUUGAGGGGGUGGGUCAAGAGGAGACUCUUUCUUUAAUGAUUCUUUGGCAUUUGAAAUUUGAGUAUUGUUGUAAUGUUUUUUCUUGUUUUAUGAGUUCUUUUUGUUUUUAUGUAUUGAGUUGUUUCUCCUAUUCAAACCUGUUGAGAAUUGUUUUCUUGAGCCGAGAGUGUUUCAAAAACAGCCUCUCUAUCUCCACAAGAUAGGGAUAAGGUCUGCAUAUACUUUACCCUCCCAAGACUCCACAAUGUCAGAUUACACUGGGUAUAUUGUUGUUGUUUAUGGAUUGAGUUGUAAUAUGAUUCUUACUGAAACUAUUUUUCAGAUUAAUGAAGCAAAGGGAAAUGUUAU
Nicotiana tabacum (common tobacco) is the source of this 1494-nucleotide messenger RNA. RefSeq names its product peroxidase 60-like. The record is from RefSeq and is a predicted model, not a curated record. NCBI's taxonomy places the organism in Eukaryota, Viridiplantae, Streptophyta, Magnoliopsida, Solanales, Solanaceae. Gene Ontology annotation, molecular function: peroxidase activity; heme binding. Gene Ontology annotation, biological process: response to oxidative stress; hydrogen peroxide catabolic process.